Oncorhynchus masou masou (cherry salmon) is the source of this 1532-nucleotide messenger RNA. RefSeq names its product lipopolysaccharide-induced tumor necrosis factor-alpha factor homolog. The transcript is spliced from 4 exons. Bases 1 to 477 code for a protein of 158 amino acids. Gene Ontology annotation, molecular function: zinc ion binding. Gene Ontology annotation, cellular component: cytoplasmic side of lysosomal membrane; cytoplasmic side of late endosome membrane; nucleus. NCBI's taxonomy places the organism in Eukaryota, Metazoa, Chordata, Actinopteri, Salmoniformes, Salmonidae. The record is from RefSeq and is a predicted model, not a curated record.
AUGGUCAGCAGUAUAGAGGUCAGUAUGGAUCCCCACAGCACAUCCCAGCUCCCUCCUACCCCGGCCCCCCAGCGGCCUACAGCUUACAGGGAGGGGUGCGGCCUACCCCCCCAGCCUGGCUUCCAGGGAGGUGACAAGGGUGCAGCCUACCCCCCCCAGCCUGGCUUCCAGGGAGGUGACAGGGGUGCAGCCUACCCCCCCCAGCCUGGCUUCCAGGGAGUAACCCAGGUGGUGGUGAUGCAGCAGUCGCUGCUAAGAGACGUACCCGGCCAGAUGACGUGUCCCCACUGUCAGGUCCCGGUUCUGACAGAGACCACACACACCCCUGGACUGCUCUCCUGGCUCAUCUGUGGAGCCCUCUUCUGCUUCCUGUGCAUGAUAUUCUCUUGGAUUCCGUUCUGUGUUGACUCCUGUAAGGACGUAGAACACCGAUGCCCCAACUGCAAGAUAGUGAUCUACAUCCACAAACGCAUGUGAACAGACCUAGACCAGACACCUGCCACAAAGUGAUCCUUACCUAUAUUAAUCUAUUCCAGUAGUGUUGACCCUCUUAGGGAAACCGCAAACCCAGUUUAAUGCACCAGGAUUGGAAAGACAAUGGGCUCCUACUGUCUGUCGCUGAAAUCCCUGCUGCAGUGCCAGCGUUUCAUCUACUGGGAAUGUGUGAGAGGGUAUUAUUAUGGUCGUCAUUUACUAUAUCGGAAAAAUUCAUGAAAUCAAAAUGUACUUCUUGGUCUUAAUUUCAGGUUAAGGUUAGGUAUUAUGGUCAGCAGUGUGGUUAUAUUUGAUGACUUUGUGGCUGUGCCAGCUAGUGACCCCUCUACAGAGCUGCCUCCAGGGCAAGAUUCAUGACAAUAAGUAGGCAGCCAUACAAAUGUACGUGCAAAAACCACGUUUAAUAGGUUUUUAUACUAAUUGUAAUGAAGCUUUUAAAUUAACACAGAAUGCAUUGUUCUUUGCAAUGAAUAAUGGUCAAGUUUAUUGAUCGGUUGUUUACUUUAAAUGAUUGAUGAAUUAACAAGCAAUUUUUGUGUGUUUUUUUUUACCCCUUUUUCUCCCCAAUUUCAUGGUGUCAAAUCGUUGUUAGUAGCUACUAUCUUGUCUCAUCACUACAACUCCCGUACGGCUCGGGAGAGACGAAGGUUGAAAGUCUUGCACUGCUUCUUAACACAGCGCCAUCCAACCCGGAAGCCAGCCGCACCAAUGUGUCGGAGGAAACAUCGUGCACCUGGCAACCUUGGUUAGCGCGCACUGCGCCCGGCCCGCCACAGGAGUCGCUGGUGUGCGAUGAGACAAGGACAUCCCUACUGGCCAAGCCCUCCCUAACCCGGACGACGCUAGGCCAAUUGUGCGCCGUCCCACGGACCUCCCGGUCGCGGCCGGUUACGACAGAGCCUGGGCGCGAACCCAGAGUCUCUGAUGGCACAGCUGGCGCUGCAGUACAGGGCCCUUAAGAAUUAACAAGGAUUUUAAUCAUCUCAAUAAUGACUUUGACUUAUGAGAUGAUAAUGGUCAUUGUAUUAUUUUUUUCA